AAACCAUCUUAAAACGAAAUAACGAAAUAUCCCUAGUGAUCUGAAAGAUUCAGGCAUGAGUCAGGCAGUGACGCUGCAACAUAAACAAAACGUAACCUCAAAUAUAAAAAUUACCAAGCAAAUUUGUGAUUUGUGACUGGUUUGUGGCCGUUUUGUGCCUGCAUUCUUUGUUAGUCGAUAUUAUUUUUUAUUUGGCAUAAGUUUCUUGAGAGAAAGCUAUUUUAAAAGUAUGGAGUGCUUACUGGGAAUAAAGUUUAACGAUUUUGUUAUAAUAGCUGCUGAUAGAACUGCGGCUCAUAGUAUAAUGGUAAUGAAGUCAGAUGAAAACAAACUAUAUAAAUUGUCAAACAAAUUGGUUUUGGCUGUUGCUGGUGAGUCUGGCGACACAACACAAUUUGCUGAAUAUAUAUCUAAAAACAUUCAACUUUAUAAGAUGAGAAAUACUUAUGAGCUUAGUCCUAGUGAAGCUGCCUGGUUUACUCGUCGAAAUUUAGCUGAUACAUUGCGUUCCAGGUCUCCCUAUAAUGUUAAUUUACUUUUGGCGGGAUUUGAUGAUAAGGACGGUCCUCAGCUUUACUACAUGGAUUACCUUGCUUCAAUAGCAAAAGUAGACUAUGCAGCUCAUGGUUAUGGUGGCUAUUUUUCACUCUCCAUCUUGGAUAGAAACUAUCAGAAAACCAUGACUCCUGAUCAAGGGUAUGACUUAAUAAAAAAAUGUGUACAAGAGAUUCAGAGAAGAUUAAUAGUAAACCUACCCAAUUUCAAAAUACAAGUAAUAGAUAAGAAUGGUGUCAGAGACUUGCCUGAUAUUACUCCAAAAUCAUUUGAAAAUUAAUAUAUUGUUUUAAUAUAAUUUUUGUAAUAUUUAAAUAAACAUUAAUAAUCAUGUAAAA
This is a messenger RNA of Sitophilus oryzae (rice weevil), 893 nucleotides long. RefSeq names its product proteasome subunit beta type-2-like. The coding region runs from base 230 to 835 and encodes 201 amino acids. Gene Ontology annotation, cellular component: proteasome core complex; nucleus; cytosol. Gene Ontology annotation, biological process: proteasomal protein catabolic process. NCBI's taxonomy places the organism in Eukaryota, Metazoa, Arthropoda, Insecta, Coleoptera, Curculionidae. The transcript has 3 exons. The record is from RefSeq and is a predicted model, not a curated record. Gene Ontology annotation, molecular function: peptidase activity.